AUGGCAAUCCGUCGCUCCAACAUGGGAUUCCUGCUGCUGCUGGUGGCCCUGGCUUGCACCCUGCUGUGCUCACCUCGCGCAGUGCCGCGUGCCCUAGUGGUAGCAGAUGAAGCUCCAGCAGAUGAUGAUGGCGACACUUUCUUCACCAAGGUCUUCGCCGCAGCUGCGCAGGGUUGCACCGCCGCAUUUGUGGCUGCCAUCCUGUCGGCCAUGAGCGAACCUGUGGUGAACCGAUUGUUGGUGAAGAGAAUGACUGUCUCUGCGGCCUUGAACGAUGUCCAGAUUGCGGACGUCGCAAAGUUCUUCCUCACCACCUUCCCAACCAACAUGCUGAAGUUCCCGGUCUUCGAGGUGAUCAACAGGGCCAUGAUGUUCACCUCGCUGUCUCCUGGGGUUAGUGGCUUUGUCAGUGGCUGGCUGUUUUGCACCAUCAUGUUGCCCGUGACCAACUACCGCUUUAGAAAGAGCAUGGGCUGGCCCAUCAAGCCCGAACUCCUCUAUCAGGCUUACAUCCCAACGGUUGUCCGCGACAUCCUCUACGGAUGGGCACGAGGACUUGCUGGGCCAUUCCUGUUGGACUUGUUCGCCCCAACCACCUUCUUUCACAAGGCAGCGGUCUUCGGCCUGACCAUCUGGGCCUCUUGCAUCCUCUCCUCUCCUUGCAACGAGUGGCGUGGCUUCACUCUGCAACCUCCAGAGAAGAAACUGCCAUUCUGGGAGUACUUCAAGCCCAUCAACUAUGCCCGAUCCACAGGAAUUGGCUCCACCAUCAUGGGCAUUGCCUUGAUGAUUGGCAUGUUGGUGACACCCUAUGCUGAAACGGCAUUCGGGUAUUUGAAGGAACAUGUUGCAGUGGCCCUCAGCGUUGUGGCACUGAUUGUGGCCCUUGCGAAGUGA
Cladocopium goreaui is the source of this 897-nucleotide messenger RNA. NCBI's taxonomy places the organism in Eukaryota, Dinophyceae, Suessiales, Symbiodiniaceae. The record is from the annotation of a GenBank genome assembly.